Messenger RNA from Sycon ciliatum, 954 nucleotides. RefSeq lists its product as uncharacterized. The coding region runs from base 1 to 954 and encodes 317 amino acids. The record is from RefSeq and is a predicted model, not a curated record. The transcript has a single exon. Lineage: Eukaryota; Metazoa; Porifera; Calcarea; Leucosolenida; Sycettidae.
AUGUCUACGCCUACGGCCUCUGCACAGCAAGCUGUUGAUGCAGCCACUGGCGACCAAGCUACAGCCGACACCAACGUACCCGUGAGCCGUGGCCGCAGUACCCUCUCGGAUCAAGUGCGCCCCAGCCAGCCGGCUGACGUGCCACUGGACCAGCCUGUAGUGCAGCAGUCCAGUGUGACCAUCAAACUCUCCCCUUUCUGGCCCAAAGACUCCCAGCUGUGGUUUGCUCAAGCUGAAGCAGUCUUCGCCACCCGCAAGAUAACACGGCAGCUGACAAAAUUUCAGUACGUGAUUGGUGCCCUGGAACCGGAGUAUGCUAUUGAAAUAAGGGACAUGAUUAUAUCUCCCCCUGACGAUCGUCCCUACGAGCAGCUGCGCGAUACGCUAGUCCGCCAAACUCAGCAGUCCCAGCAGCAACGACUUCGUCACCUCCUCACAGAAGAGGUCCUUGGUGACCGCAAACCCAGUCAGUUGCUUCGUCGCAUGCAGCAGCUCUUGGGCAGUGCAGACAUCGAUACCAGUCUGCUCCGGGAACUGUUUAUCCAGCGUUUGCCCGCCGGGGUGCAGAUGGUAUUGGCUUCCUCUGGCGAUUCCAUGUCUUUGGACAAGAUCGCCGACAUGGCCGACCGCAUCCUGGAGGUCUCCGCCCCACACGCCACUGCAACUGUUGCUGCUGCAACUGUGGCUGCUGCUCCGGUUGCCAGCGCACCCGCUGCCAACGUUCCGAGAUCUGAGCUGGACGAUCUGCGCUGCCAGAUCGCCAAUUUAACUGCAGCUGUACAACAGUUAUCUCGCUCUCGUCUGAGCAGUCGCCAUGGUAGCCGGACAUCGUCACGGGACUCCAGCCCUAGUCGUGACGGUCUGUGUUUCUACCAUCGCCGAUUUGGAGACCGCGCCCUCCACUGCCGGCCCGGCUGCCAAUACCAGUCGGGAAACGGGACUGCCAGGAACUAA